AUGGUCCUCAAGCUCCACGGCCUCGCCAUGUCGACCUGCACCAAGCGUGUGCAGGUUGUCCUCAACGAGAAGGGUGUCGACCACGAGUUCGUCCCCAUCGACUUCGCCAAGGGCGAGCACAAGUCCGAGGCCUACCUCGCGAACCUCCAGCCCUUCGGCAAGGUGCCCGCGCUCGAGGACACCGAGACUGGAGUCAAGAUCUUCGAAAGCAGAGCCAUCGGCCAAUACAUCGCCUCCAAGUACCGCGGCCAGGGCAACGAAGUCUCCCCCCCCGAGUCGGACCUGAAGGCCUUCGCUCUGUACCAGCAGGCUCUCUCCGUCGAACAAUCCUACUUCGACCCCGCCGUGUCCGGCAUCGCAUUCGAGAAGGUCUUCAAGGCGAUGAAGGGUCUGGGCCAGACGGACGAGGGCCGCGUGCAGGCGCUGGUCGCCCAGCUGGACGCCGCCCUGCAGGGCUACGAGCGCAUCCUGUCCAAACAAAAGUACCUGGCCGGUGACAGCGUGACCCUGGCCGACCUGUACCACCUCCCGUACGGCGCCUUCGUCGAGCCUUUCGGCUUCGCCGAGCUCCUGCCCAAGUACCCGCAUACCCAGAAGUGGUGGGAGGAGCUGAAGGCCCGCGAGAGUUGGAAGAAGAUCGCUGAUGCUAAAUAA
Molecule: messenger RNA, 654 nt
Organism: Aspergillus aculeatus ATCC 16872
Lineage: Eukaryota; Fungi; Ascomycota; Eurotiomycetes; Eurotiales; Aspergillaceae
Exons: 3
Coding region: 1-654 (217 amino acids)
Cellular component (GO): cytoplasm
Molecular function (GO): glutathione transferase activity; glutathione binding
Source: RefSeq, a predicted model, not a curated record